CAUUUGAUGACUUAGUAAAAAAAUCUUAAAUUAAAAACAAAAUUAUACAAUAAUCAUAAUUACAAUAAAGCCAAAAGAAAAUCCAUCAAAACCAAAGUAAAAGAAGGUUAGGAUCUCCUAAAACAAAGACGCAAAAAAUAUCUAAUCGAUCAAAAGUUGAGGCAAAAAAAUGGGAAGUUCGUUCUGUUUUUUAUGUGGCUGUGUAGACCAAGCAAGCGUUGGUGUUAUUGAAAGGUGGGGUCGUUUUGAGCGAUUAGCUCAACCAGGUUUCCACUUCUUUAACUGUUUUGUUGGUCAAUGUUUAGCCGGUGUUCUGUCUACCAGAAUCCACUCUCUUGAUGUUCGAUGCGAAACCAAAACCAAGGACAAUGUCUUUGUGCAUUUGGUUUGCUCGAUUCAGUAUCGAGUAGUCAAGGAAAAUGCUGAUGAUGCAUUCUAUGAGCUCGCAAAUCCCAGGGAGCAGAUUCAGGCUUAUGUGUUUGAUGUGGUUCGAGCUCUCGUUCCAAGAAUGACAUUGGAUGAUCUUUUUGAGCAGAAGAGUGAGGUUGCCAAAGCUGUCUUGGAGGAAUUGGAGAAGGUGAUGGGAACCUAUGGCUACAGCAUAGAGCACAUUCUGAUGGUUGACAUCAUACCUGAUGAUACUGUUCGCAAGGCAAUGAACGAGAUCAAUGCAGCUCAACGACUUCAGCUUGCUAGUGUAUACAAAGGCGAAGCUGAAAAGGUGUUCCUAGUCAAAAAAGCUGAGGCUGAGGCUGAAGCCAAGUACCUUGGUGGGGUUGGUGUGGCCAGACAGAGGCAGGCAAUCACAGAUGGUUUGAGAGAGAACAUACUAGAGUUCUCACACAAGGUGGAGGGAACGUCAGCUAAGGAAGUGAUGGAUCUCAUCAUGAUCACGCAGUACUUUGACACCAUCAAAGACCUCGGCAACUCAUCAAAGAACACCACUAUUUUUAUUCCUCAUGGCCCUGGUCAUGUAAGGGAUAUUAGUGACCAAAUUCGCAAUGGGAUGAUGGAGGCAUCCAGUGCUCAAAUUGAUCAGCAGUGAACCCAUUUCCUGGGCAUCAUCCGAAGCACGUUUUCUUGAACUUGACGGCAACUCUGGUACAAUAUUAUUUAAGUAAAUAAGAUGAGAGAAAAUAUACGUGGGGAUGAUAUUUUGUGUUUAACAAUCCUUUCAGCAUUAUCAAAUCGCAAUUUUCUUUACUUUCUUUCUUGUUUUUUCUUUUCCCAGAAGGAUGUUGCAAAUUUGUUGAUUGCAAGCUAGGUUUAGUGUCUAUAUGGUCACAAGUCCCUCUUCUCUUGA
Populus nigra (black poplar) is the source of this 1303-nucleotide messenger RNA. RefSeq names its product hypersensitive-induced response protein 4-like. The record is from RefSeq and is a predicted model, not a curated record. The coding region runs from base 170 to 1045 and encodes 291 amino acids. Lineage: Eukaryota; Viridiplantae; Streptophyta; Magnoliopsida; Malpighiales; Salicaceae. The transcript has 5 exons.